Molecule: messenger RNA, 2238 nt
Organism: Ilyonectria robusta
Lineage: Eukaryota; Fungi; Ascomycota; Sordariomycetes; Hypocreales; Nectriaceae
Product: PUA-like domain-containing protein
Exons: 2
Coding region: 393-2114 (573 amino acids)
Source: RefSeq, a predicted model, not a curated record
ACCCCGCCGGCCCCUCAGCUGCUCCGACGCCGACGCCCGAUAGAUACUCACUCAUACUUACUUAUGUCCCAGCGGCCAAACCGCAAAGUCGCUUUCUCCCAUCUCCAUACACUCCUUCAACCAUGACUGCCCUGGCCGACGGCGCUUCCAACGAGAUACGUCCAUAAACUCCACCCAACACCCUGAAUCGAUGAUCGCCCAGUCCACUGCCAGGCCUCGCUCCCUGGACUAUACACUCGUCAUAUGGAUGCGCCCCUCGAGACUGCUCCACCAACCGCUGCAACGUCACCGCCGAGCCGCCCUAUAGACCCGGUCGCAUCCUCUGUCCGCCCUCGCAACUCCAAAACCUCCCAAACCGAUCGCGUCCGAAGCCCGCCAUCCAUAGCUCGUUCAUGUCACCCCACGUUGAGCCACAGGCACCGGCGACCAGACUACCUCUCGAUCCCCGUGAGACGUCGCCAGCCAAGGACGAGGACAAGGACGCCAACUCGAAAGCCGACUCCGAACCCGACUCCAAUCAGUCUACCGCCCCUCCAACUCCGACUCCCAUCCAGCCGCGGGAUCUCGUGCGCCUCUUCCAAUGCCAGAUAUGCUCGCUGCCACUGCGCGAGCCCGUCUGCCUCCCAUGUGGUAAAAGCAUGUGCAGGCGGUGCUUGCCCCAUACCCACCUACGCACAAACAUCUCUUAUCCCGCUCUACCCGGCCGACUCCAAGGCUUUCGCUGUCCGUUCCCAGACUGCGGCAAGGAGCAUGCCCUCGAAGAUUGCGCCGUCAAUGUCAUCUUGAACAAGGUCGCCGAGCAACUCAGACACGAGAUCGACCUAGGGAGGAACCUGGCUGCCACCUCAGGUCUCUCCACUCGCGUUUUCACUCAGGAUCCAUGGGCUAUUGCUGGUGUUGCGUCAUUGAGGGACGACGAUGGCAGCUCGCAGGUGUUGGAAGGAGGCAGGAUCGUUGCGACUUACACCAUGGCGGAGGAUGGUGAUCUCAAAUAUCAGGCCGACGUCUUGUACGACGAGAUAUCGAAUACGUCUGACCGAGAUAUCGGAUUGGCCAAUGACGAGCACCUCGCUGCGAAAGCACAGGAACUGGCAAGGGCCGAGAUGGACUGCCAGGUGUGCUACGCUCUCUUUUGCGAUCCCUUAACGACAGCCUGCGGCCACACCUUUUGCCGCUCCUGUCUCCAUCGUGUCCUGGACCACUCCAGCUACUGCCCCAUUUGUCGCCGCCAGCUCGCCAUCAACCCGCUGUUGGACCGCAACGCCUGUCCGUCGAAUAGUACUCUGAGUCGCAUCAUCGAAACCUUCUGGCUAGAUGACGCUGAGGCCCGCAAGGAGUCAGUUGCGGCCGAAAGUGCGAGCCAACUAGAGGACCUUAACUUCCCCAUCUUUGUUUGCACCCUGGCGUUCCCGCGCAUGCCGACCUUCCUCCACGUCUUCGAGCCUCGCUAUCGUCUCCUAAUCCGGCGAGCGAUGGAAGGGGACCGUACGUUUGGCAUGGUUCUUCCCAGGUUCUCCCCGAGAGGAGACGACGCCGAGUUCCACGAGCUCGGGACCUUGCUGCGCAUCGUCAACGUUCAGUACUACCCGGACGGGCGGAGUCUCAUCGAGACUGUGGGUCUAUCCCGGUUCCGGGUCCUUCGCCAUGGCUACCUCGACGGCUACACCGUAGGCAAGACCGAACGAGUCGAUGAUGUGAGUCUACAAGAGGAAGAGGCAAUGGAGGCCGCCGAGGCCACUCCGCAGCCAUCACCGGAGCAGUCCGUCGUCGAUGACGAUAAACAGACCGAGGAAUCCCCAGAGCAUCCCGAAGCCCGGUCCGGCCCAACCUCAUUAUCAGAAAUCGAUGCCAUGUCGACGCAGCACCUCAUGCAAUUCACCACAUCAUUCGUCACUCGCAUGCGCAGUCAAAGCGUCCCGUGGUUGACGGAGCGCAUGCUUUCCAUUUACGGCGAGUGCCCAGACGAUGCCGCCAUAUUCCCCUGGUGGUUCGCUAGCAUGCUCCCCGUCAAGGACCUCGAAAAGUACCGCCUCCUCGGCACCUCGAGCGUUCGCGAACGCCUCAAGAUCUGCUGCUCGUGGAUCAUCGAGUGGGAGGCGUCCCGAUGCAUGUAACUGAUUAACAGCCGGCCAGGUCUCUCCGCGAUUGCACAAUACUCUAGCUGAUCGCUCUCCGCUUUUGUUUUCUAAGAACUAUCUUCGACAUAAUGCUUUUAUUGUUUUGCAGUUGACUGUUGCA